AUGGGACUCGAACAACAAUCCGAUGUGCUGGAAAAAUGGUAUUAUCCCGCGGAGCGCACGUCGGACAACGGUGACCGUCUGGUUGACUUAUGUGAACAGACGGGCCUCAUCAUCGCUCCCGCGUUUAAGAGGAAUCAUCGACGCCAUCAGCUCACGUUUCAGGAUUCAACCCUUUUAACGCUUGAAGAGCAGCGCAAGCGGAAGAUAAAGGCUCUCAAAAUUUAG
Molecule: messenger RNA, 225 nt
Organism: Necator americanus (New World hookworm)
Lineage: Eukaryota; Metazoa; Nematoda; Chromadorea; Rhabditida; Ancylostomatidae
Exons: 1
Coding region: 1-225 (74 amino acids)
Source: RefSeq, a predicted model, not a curated record